AUGGAAAUGCUCCGUCAUGUAGGAGAAUCCGACCUAACACGAGGCCUGCACCAACGCCACGUCUCCCUCAUCGCCAUCGCCGGCGCCAUUGGAACCGGCCUUUUCCUUGGUCUGGGAUCCUCCAUUCAACUCGCAGGUCCUCUGGGUGCGUUGUUGGGCUACUUCACCGUUGGCUGGAUUGUGUGUAGUGUGCAGUUUGCCUUGGGGGAGACGACGGCGUUGUUGCCCGUCACGGGCAGUUUUGUGAGACAUGCCGAGUUUUUGAUCGAUCCGGCGGUGGGGUUUGCGGUUGGGUGGAAUAUUGUCUAUGGAAAUUGGUUGAGCAUACCGGCGGAAAUCUCAGCCAUCUGUGUCUUGAUCCAAUACUGGUCGGACAUUAACAGUUCAGUGUGGAUCAUCCUGUUCAUCCUCUUGACAUGUGUCAUUGGCAUGUCCCUGAUCAGAGUCUAUGGCGAAGUCGAGUUCUGGUUCGCUCUGCUCAAGAUCUUCUUCAUCAUAUUCCUCAUCAUCCUCGGCUUGGUAAUCGCUCUCGGUGGCGUGCCUGGUGUCGAGAGGAUCGGUUUUCGCUACUGGAAGACACCAGGCCCCUUUGUCGAAUACAUCGGCACUGGCGCUUGGGGCAAGUUUCUCGGAUACUGGGCUUGUAUGAGCUCUGCAGUCUUCUCUUUCGCAGGCACAGAAUCGGUAGCGAUGGCAGCGGCAGAGACGAGAAAUCCUCGCCAAGCCAUACCGAGAGCAUGCAAGCGAGUCUUCUUCCGUGUGGCCAUCUUCUACUUGCUCGCAGUCCUGGUGGUCGGCAUGCUCGUGGCGAGUGACGAUGAGCGCUUGAAUGAUCAGUCCGGUACAGCGGCGCAGAGCCCCUUUGUCAUUGCAGCAUCUGCAGCCGGUAUCAAGGCGAUUCCUUCGGUGGUGAAUGCGAUUGUCAUCACAUCGGCCUGGUCCUCGUCGAAUCAGGCCUUGCUGUCAGGCACUCGAGUCCUCUAUGCCCUGGCACUGAAGCAACAAGCACCGCAGAUCUUCCUGCGAACCACUUCCUGGGGCGUGCCAUAUGUCUGCGUGCUCCUCCAAACUGUAUUCAUGUUCUUGGCGUUCAUGAGCUUGUCCAAUGGCGCGUUGACGGUCUUCUACUGGUUUCUGGACCUCGUGAGCUGCGGAGUCUUGAUCAGCUGGAGCGUGAUUCUGAUCAACCAUCAACGAUUAUUACUGGCGAUGAAGAAGCAACAGAUCCCAUACUCGCUUCUUCCCUGGCACAAUUCCUGGACACGCUACUCCACGCCGACAGCACUAGUGCUCACAGUCACCAUCCUCUUCACAAGCGGCUUCUCGAACUUCACCACGGGCGGCUUCACUGCAUCCGGAUUUGUCUCGAGCUAUCUCGACAUUCCUCUCGUGCUGACAGCUUUUCUAUUGUGGAAGUUUUUCAAGAAAACCAAGUUUGUCAAGCUGGCGGAAAUCCCUCUCCGAGAGGCAUUCGAGGAAAUUGAAAGGAAGCCAGAAGAGCCCGAUCCAGUUCCCAAGGGUUGGGUCAAGCUUGUCAGCUUUCUGUGGGAUUGA
Sphaerulina musiva SO2202 is the source of this 1554-nucleotide messenger RNA. RefSeq lists its product as uncharacterized. Gene Ontology annotation, cellular component: membrane. The transcript has 5 exons. NCBI's taxonomy places the organism in Eukaryota, Fungi, Ascomycota, Dothideomycetes, Mycosphaerellales, Mycosphaerellaceae. The coding region runs from base 1 to 1554 and encodes 517 amino acids. Gene Ontology annotation, biological process: amino acid transmembrane transport. The record is from RefSeq and is a predicted model, not a curated record. Gene Ontology annotation, molecular function: amino acid transmembrane transporter activity.